This is a messenger RNA of Xiphophorus couchianus (Monterrey platyfish), 3353 nucleotides long. It is a transcript of the gene dipk1c, whose product is annotated as divergent protein kinase domain 1C. Lineage: Eukaryota; Metazoa; Chordata; Actinopteri; Cyprinodontiformes; Poeciliidae. The coding region runs from base 1404 to 2789 and encodes 461 amino acids. The transcript has 10 exons. The record is from RefSeq and is a predicted model, not a curated record.
AGGAGGAGGAGGAACAGGAGCUGCUGGAUCCGCCUGCCAGUCCAGAUUCAGGGUUUAUUUCUCCUCGCUGCGUCCAGCUGGUUCUGAUCCGGUUCUCCCGGGACCAUCUCAGUCUGUCCGGCGGCUCCAGCUGCCGCGGUUCGGACAGCCGGGUCGGGUUCCUCCGGGUCAGAGGGGAGAUGAGAAUCAUUUAUUAGCUGCAGCGUCAGGAAGGAGCUUUAGGAAGUUUGGUUAGGAAACUCUGAUCCCGUCCGCAGAGACGAACCGAACCGAACCGAACCUCCAGGAUGCUGUCAGGGAAUCCCGGGACUUUAUUCCUGAUCCACGGAUCCGGAUCUUCUGUGAGGAACGAGAUUAUUUCAGUUUUUGUUCUGGAAUCAGGAGGAAGUUUGAUCUGCAUCUCCUGAACUCUGAGGAGGAAAUCUGGAGUUUCCGUCCAGAUCCAACAGAACCGUAAAGAGUUCGGUUUCCUGACUUGAUUUAGGAGUAAAAAGGAAAACAUCAGAUUUACCUGCCAGGUACUGAAGAUCAAAGCUGCAGCUAUCGGGUUUCCAUCCCGUCUUCAACAGAACCAGUUUGGACCAUUUAGGAACCAGACGAAGUUCUGCUGGUUUCAUUUUCCUGUUCGGCGUUAAAUCGGAUCGUCUGGAAGGAAACUGAAGGUUUCCUGCUGUUUCCUGACCCAGUUUAAGGUUCGGAUUCUGCAGCAGCUUCAGGAAAACAUGAAGGUCAAAAACCAGGUCAGGAUCCAGAAACAGCUUCAGAAAAACUGAGGAAUUUGAUUCACUUAGGAGAAAUUUAACCUGCUGCAAACUUUAAAGAUCCUCCCUCUGAAGAAAAGAUCCAGGAUUUUCUCCGUUUCCUUCUUUUUGUCUUUAGUGUCGUUUUUAUUGUGGAAAGUUUUUUAACUUGACGAACGCCAAGCUGAGGAUUCUUAGAAAACCUGACAGCAUCACAGAGCUGCAGGUUUCCAGAAACAACUUUCUGAUACAAACCAGAAGAAUCUGGAAAUGAAACUGAUUCAUUUCUGCAGGAAAAACUUCAGCUUCCUGCUGGACGAUGGACAGGUCAGCCAGUUUCCACCAAACAGGGUUUUCUCCGUUUUCUCAGGUUUAUUUUACAAUAAAGCUGAAAUAUUUUAUUCAAAUUAAAAGCAGAAGAAACAAAAACAAACAAGAAUUUCUGGACAUGGAGGAUUUUCUUCACUUUGGCAACAAAAACAUCAUGAAAACCAGAUAAAAAAUGGAGAAUUAAAAUCCAACGAUACGCAGAUGACAACGUUAUUUAUAUCAAAGCUCAGAAAACUUAAUCUGAGUUUGUUAAUCUGAGCUCAUCCAGUUUAAUAAGGGAUUAUAAUUUCCUCUGAAGUUGGACGAGAGUUUGGUUUGUUUCCUCUGGUUGCCAUGGUGCCUGGAGCGCCGGGCGGCGGUGCAGGCAGCGGCGGGCGCGGCGCCGGCGGACGCUGCCUGCUGCGCUGGCUGGGCCUGCGGCUCUGGUCCCGCCGGGGAACGCUGCUCUUCGCUCUGCUCUGGUUCGGAUCCUGGCUCUUCCUCAAUGGCCUGGUUCUGGUCCACCGGACCAUCCUGUCCGACUUCUGCACCGACGACAAGAGCAAGAGGAUCCUGCAGCGUCUGUGUCUGGACUUCAGCCGCGGCUCGCUGAGCGGAGAUCUGUGUGAGGAUCUGUGUGUCGGCGGCCUGGUGGAAUAUCAGCGCUGCCUUUACUACGAGAACGGAAAGAAGGUGAUGGAGGCGCGAUGGAGGGGAAACCGGGUCAUCCUCAAGUCCAAACUGGAGAACUUCUCCUCCUACGAGCCGCUGGGCCUCCUGGACUACCAGGAAGCAGGAGAGGAGCUGUCGGCGCUGGACGUGGUUCUUUACGCCACUCUGGAGGUGAGAAACUCUCUGGGUCUGGCUGAGGAGGAGGAGGAGGAGGAAGAGGAGGGAGGAGGAAGGAACGGCUCCAGCCUGUGGAGGCAGAAACUGAAGCUGAGAGAGAAAAGUUACUCCAGAGCCGAUCUGGGCUCACUGUGGGCUCUGCUGCAGCAGGAGGAGUACACCUUCCUCAGAGUUCUGCAGGACCUCAGCCCCCAUGUGGCCCAGGUUCUGGGCUCCUGCGGCCAUUUCUACGCCGUGGAGUUCCUGUCGGCCGGACACGCCUGGGACCAGAACCUGUUCUCCAUGGACGAGGUGCCGGGUCACGCCGCAGGUUCUGGUCGGUGGAGCUCCAGGCUGGUGGUGCAUCGGAUCGCGCUGAGCUUCAUGGACAUGGUCCGGCACUUCGACGACGACUUCACUCACAAACUGCAUCUGUGUGACGUCAAACCGGAGAACUUUGCAGUCCGGAAGGAUCUGACGGUGGUGGCCAUCGACGUGGACAUGGCGUUCUUCGAGCCCAAGAUGAGGGACAUCCUGGAGCAGAACUGCAGCAGCGACGACGACUGUAACUUCUUCGACUGCUGGUCCAGGUGUGAGGCGCAGCGGCGGCGCUGCAGCCCGCGGCGCCGCAACACCAACCUGCAGGUGAUUUGUGAGAAAAUCUUCAGGCCUUGGUUUUCUCCCACCGUUCUGGGGGCCAAAGCAGGGCUCCCCCUGCAGGUGGAGCUGCAGCGAGCCGUGCAGGACUGCUCCGAGACCGACGGCGGCGCCGGCGACGAGGGCGGAGCCCGCAGGGUCCAUCAGCGCCUCCUGGCCGUCCUCAGAGCCCUGCUGCAGGAGGAAGUGGCUCCUGAGGACAGGAAGUGGACAAAAGAUGAAGCGGAGCACGUCCACACGGCGCUGAACUUCUGAGAGGAACCAAACAAAACGUCCUUCAUGAUGAUCGGACUGUUCUGGAGACAAUUCCUGCUGUUUCCAGAACCUCAUCAGAACCUCGUCAUGACAUCAGAACCUCAUCAUGACAUCAGAACCUCAUCAGGACACCAACCGGUCAGAUCUGAUCCAGAAAGUCUGGAUAAGUCCAAUCUAAAUGUUCUGAAGUUCUGGUCGUUUUCACCAACAUGGAGGAACUUUAGUUUAAUCUGCAGAGAAAAUCCCAGAUAUUUUACAAAAUAAUAUUAAUAAUGUUUACAAAAUAAUCCCAGAUAUUUUACAAAAUAAUAUUAAUAAUGUUUACAAAAUAAUCCCAGAUAUUUUACAAAAUAAUAUUAAUAAUGUUUACAAAAUAAUCCCAGAUAUUUUACAAACUGUUUCAAAAUCAGAUGUUUUUGGUUUGGAAACCAAUGUAGUCAAACAACCAGAACGGAUCAGAACCGGACGGGUUCUGAUGGUUUCUUGUUUGUACUGAGCUUCUUGUUCAUCGGAGUGUAAAUAUGGAAAUAGACGGUUUAUAAAAAUGAUUGUGAUUUUAAUGAA